This is a messenger RNA of Adelges cooleyi (spruce gall adelgid), 2705 nucleotides long. RefSeq names its product X-ray repair cross-complementing protein 5-like. Gene Ontology annotation, biological process: cellular response to gamma radiation; double-strand break repair via nonhomologous end joining; telomere maintenance. Gene Ontology annotation, molecular function: telomeric repeat DNA binding; DNA helicase activity; damaged DNA binding. The transcript has 3 exons. The coding region runs from base 558 to 2351 and encodes 597 amino acids. Lineage: Eukaryota; Metazoa; Arthropoda; Insecta; Hemiptera; Adelgidae. Gene Ontology annotation, cellular component: Ku70:Ku80 complex; nucleus. The record is from RefSeq and is a predicted model, not a curated record.
AAAUGUAAAAGUUUAACAAAAAACUUUCAUGUGGCGUUUAUAUAGAUAUUAAAAAGGUAAAAACUUUUUCAAGCUAGAACUUUAAUUUAACAGUUUUCAAAAUACUUUUUUCGAUAACAUAAAUAAAGAUUAUUUUCAAACAGCAUAAUUCCCAAAGACCUGUAAUCUCCUCCUCCCCCCCCCCAUCAAUAUGCUCCAUACCCAUUCGCUAUUAUGCUCAAGACGUGUCUUAAGUGUUUUCUUCACUCGAUACUUGUGUAUUAUAAUUAUUAAUUUAUAAUAAUAUAUAAUAUUUGUAUGGGUACGACAGACUACUCUGAUAAAUUGAUCCGCUAGGCGCUAACGCCAUAUUUCUUAUCAAUUAGUAAUCGCUUAUCAGUUAUCAGUGUUUGUUAUCAGCAAAAAAUACCGCGAGAAUUCCAAAAUAUAGAUAAGAACCAAUUGGCAAUUUACAAAAUAUAUCAAACACAAGUAACAAUAGAAAAUGUAAAGGCGGACGAUUUCAAAAGCGAUUCACAUCAUAAGGAAUUGAUACUACUAGUGUACAAAUUAAAAACAUGGAUCAAUUAACAGAUUCGCCAGCCGAAUGGGAUGACAAUAACUUCGAAGAAGACGCAAAAGAAAACCAAAAAUGGACUGUAAAGGAUCAUGUAUUGUUUUUGAUUGACGCUUCAAAACCCAUGUUUCAGCAAUCCCAUAACUCUCAAACUUAUUUUUCUUUGUGCGUCGAGAGUUGCAAAGCCGCGGCGAUAAAUAUUAUUAAAAGGUGUAAAAACGACAAAAUUGGUUUACUGUUGUUCGGAACAAAUAACGAUAACAAAACGUGUCCAAAAUAUUUAAACGUCGUGUGGGAAAUCAAAAAACCCAACGUCGAAUUUAUAAAAAUGCUAGACCAACUAGUAACCGUGGACGAAACCAAAUUUGGCUUAUCGCCAACCAAUCCAAUAGUCGAUGCCGUUUGGUAUGGUAAUUUCUUGUUGACGAAAUAUCGGGAAAAACAAAGUCAUUCGAGUUUGGUAUUUAUGUCUUGCUGUGAUCAGCCGCUUGUUGGCGACGGCAAAAAGUUAUUCAUUUUAAGAAAACGGUUAGAAGAUGUCGUCGCUAAUGAAUUUGCAUUUAAAUUUAUUCCUCUCGGAGCCGAAUUCAAUAUGGGAAUAUUUUAUAACGACUUACUUGAUAAUUUUGAACACAUCGUGAAACCAUCGAAUGGGCUGGACAAUGUCGACGAUAUUGUUUCUGAAAUUGAUACAUACAGCCCAAAGAAAAGAAGCGUAAACGCCUUACGAUUGUAUUUGGACGAUACUACAUUUUUUUCGGUUUCUUUGUAUAAUUUUUUUUCAGAAUUCAAACUGCAACCAAAAGUGAAAUUGGACAGAAGUUCUAACGAACAGGUCUAUUCGUAUAGACAAGUAAUGCACACCGACACCGAUGAGGUGAUGUACAGAUCUGAUUUGGCCAAAUAUUGCAAAAUAUCAAACGCUGAAAUAAUAUUCCGGAACGAAGACCUUGCGAUUCUCAACGACAACCUAAUGGAUCCCGGAAUAAGAUUGCUCGGCUUCAGAAGUCCCGACGAUUUGUACAUUUACUAUCAUUUCAGGACGUACAGUUUUAUUCAACCCAACGAACACGACGUCGAAGGAAGUUCGGUAAUAUUCAACAGUCUUUGCGACACGUGUUUGGAAAUGAACAAAGUGGUUAUGUGUUAUCUAAAAGUGCGACGAGGCGGAAAAAUAAAUCUAGCAGCAUUAAUCCCUCAAGCGGAAACUAAUGAUCAGCCGGCCGGCUUUCAUGUUAUGUAUCUGCCGUUUGCCGACGCUCUCAGAGACGUCAAAACCCAAUCGUACGAUCGUGUCGAGCCGAACGACAGUCAGAUUCAGUUGGCCGCCGACAUAUUGGACAGAUUGUCUUUCGACAAAAAUCCUACAACGAUACCCAAUCCCAAAAUAGACACUCACUGGGCAAUGUUGGAGGCCUUGGCCCUAGACUGUGAACAACCAAAACAAGUCAAAGACGAAACGCUACCCGAUUUCGAAGCCAUUGAACGAAACUUGAGUGGUUUGAAAAAUAACAUUUACGGUCAACUCAUUCCGGUCGGAUACAAACCGUCGACAGCCGCUUCUGUUAGCGCGUCGAAACGUCCGGCUUCCAAUUCGGAUCACGUGGAAACGAUCAAAAGGUUUCGGUCAAACCCCAAAAUGGACACGAUGAAAGAUCUCGUCAAAAAAGGAUUGGUGGACAAGUUGGUCGUCAACGAACUGAAAGAGUUUUUGAAAACCAACGGAUUGCCGAUCGUUGGCAGUAAAGCGGAAUUGGUCUUUAAGGUAUACGACUUUUUCGAAAAUCUAAACUAACUUUUUAAUUUAUUUAUUUUAUUAUUUUUAUUUGUUAAAAUCCACGUGUUUGUAAAAGUUUAUUUGUCGAGUUAUAUAAUAAAAAAUAAAAAUCAAUUGUACGAGAGAGAAAAACACCUCAAUUUGUUUACGUCAAUUGAUUGUUUACUUAACUCGUUCGACCAGCGUUGGGUUAGCUAGAAAAAUAAACAUUAUCUUUUAUUAGGUCUGUUCUUAAAUUUAUUCUCUCCGAUUUCAAUUGUAUAUUUGUAUGUUAAUUCCCUAAUCGGUCAAACUAAUAAAAUAAAGUACGUUAUAUUUCCACCUUAAUUAUAACCGGGUAAACAUUUCACAAUAAAUGAUUUAGAUCUGUUU